AUUUUAACGUAGAAGGUAGAAACUAUUUGUGGAGUACACGGAGUCAUCUGGGAAUAUUGCCCAAGAAGAAAAUGGGUGGAAAACAGGCUGAUCAACCGCGACAGGCGUGGUCGAACCAGCUAGAAUUUAUCCUGACGUGUGUAGGAUACGCUGUAGGCCUCGGUAACGUUUGGCGGUUUCCGUAUCUGUGUUUCAAAAAUGGCGGAGGUGCAUUUUUGAUCCCAUACGUGAUCUGUCUGUUUGCGGUUGGAAUUCCCAUUUUUUAUCUCGAACUUAACUUAGGACAAUUCGCAAGUCUUGGAGCUUUGAAAGUAUGGAGCAUCAACCCGGCACUCAAAGGCCUUGGCAUGUGUCUAGUUAUCAUCCCUGCCAUCAUCGCCAUUUAUUACAACGUCGUGAUCGCUUAUUGCAUCUACUUCUUUUUUGCGUCGAUGACGUCAUCACUUCCAUGGGUGUCAUGUGACAAUACCUGGAACACGUGCGACUGCAAUGAUGGUUCCCUCAAUAUGUCUCUGGCCGAUCCCUGGCAAGGGGCGAGGCCGGAUUGUUUAAACUACACAAUUAAUACGACCACUAGCGCAAGUGAGGAAUAUUUCUUCCAGAAAGUGUUAGCUGUGUCAGAAGGGGCCGGUGAGGCCGGUAAAGUAAAGUGGGACGUGAUGUUGUGUAACCUACUGGGAUGGUUGAUCGUCUUCCUGGUGCUGUCCAAGGGUAUACAGUCUCUCGGAAAGGUGGUGUAUUUCUCGGCCAUAUUCCCGUACGUGCUGUUGACAGUCCUAUUGGUCCGCGGACUCACACUGGAUGGUUACUACGACGGUAUUAUGUUCUACAUCACACCAGACUGGGAUAAAGUCGCCGACCCUAAUGUGUGGAGUGACGCAGCCACACAGAUAUUUUUCUCCUUGAGUGCCUGUCAGGGAGGACUUAUAGCGAUGGCUAGUUAUAACAAGUUUACAAACAUAACAUUAAGAGAUUCUCUAAUAGUACCUGUCAUCAACUGUCUCACAAGCUUUUACGCUGGUUUUGCAAUUUUCUCUGUCCUUGGAUUUAUGGCAUACUCUAAAGGCGUAUCUGUGGAGGAUGUUGCUACUGGCGGUCCGGGUCUCGUGUUUGUUGUGUAUCCAGAAGGCCUGUCGCAGAUGCCUGUACCGACAUUAUGGGCCAUUCUGUUCUUCUUCAUGAUGAUGACUCUUGGCUUCAGUUCGCAGUUUUCUAUUGUGGAGGCCGUUAUCACUGGUCUUAUGGAUCAGUUUAGCAGUGUCUUAAACACAAAAUGGCGAAAGAUCGGUUUCCGGUUGUUGAUCUGCCUCACUGGAUUCUGUCUCGGACUACCCAUGGUAACAGAGGGUGGUUACUACAUAUUUGAGCUAACAGACCAUUUUAUGAGUGGUUUUCCUAUGCUAUUUAUCGGACUUUUUGAGCUCAUUGCCAUAAACUACAUUUACGGAUUCAUGAAUUUCAAAAAAGACAUUGAAAUGAUGAUUGGGCGAAACAUGUGCGUCACAAUAAGUUUUUACUUCUUCGGAGUGAUGUGGUGCUUUGUGUCGCCUUUAUGUUUGGCGGUGGUUAUAGUUGCCAAGAGCAUCAACACAGAGCCGUUUGUGUCUGACGGAUACCUUUACCCAGACUGGGCCCAGGCUAUCGGCUGGAUGAUCGUCGCAGCCUCCCUCAUCUGUAUCCCCCUCUGGUUUAUUAUAUACAUGUGGAGGAACGGUUUAGGCACGCUCUGUCGAAAAGUUAAUUCGCCCACGAGUGAUUGGGGCCCAGCCCUUCCUGAAAAUAGGACCGGUCCGAGAUAUUCUAAAACAGUCCAAGUUACCCCCGUAGAUCUGGAUGUAGAGGGCGGCCUGUAUAGGUCAAAAGGUCAAAUCAUAUCCUACGAGCCUGGUGAGCCACGUGGAAAUGGUUCAUUUACCCAUCUGGAACCUUCGGCACCCGAAAAGUCUAAUGGAGGUCCUGAUACGUCAUAUGAGCUUAACAAUUAUGGCCACGUAAACACAGCAUUCUCGAAUCCAGACGUAGCUGACAACACCGACGAUGCGACCAAAUUCUAAGCCAGAAAAAGAUUGGUUUUGAGCACAAGAUUUUCGUUUUUCUACCUCCUCCUGUCGAGAUAAUCUAAAUUUUAAGUUAGAUAUAGUACUAUACAAUGUACUAGCACAAACCUUUAUAUAAGGUCAUCGUUCUUGCUUGGUAAACCAUUAAUCGAUUAAUGAGUCAUUGAAUUUAAGACAGACAAAUAUCACGAUUCUAUUUUUGUAUACCCAAUCAAUUUUUCUUUGACGUUUUUUGACGCUUUGGUAAUUGUUAGAAAAUCAUAUGUCAAAUAAAUGUUGAUGAUUUCUUUAACUGACUAAUACUUGGAUAAAAUUAAAGAAGUCAAAGUGAACCUUUCCCAAAAUCUACUUAUGUUUAAAUACACUGAACGGAAUCUAAGCAACCAAAAAGUAAGCAAGGAUAAAACCAUUGUGAUAUACAGAACACCAUGUACAUAGAAAAUGUUAUAUGUAUAAAACAAUAUAUUUCAGAGUAGGCAACCAGUUCUUGUAGAUCGUGAGGUAAGGACACGAGUCGAAAAAUUGUCUUCCUUCGUCAUUUGUGUUACUAUGCUAUGCAAUUAGUUAUAAACAAAAUGUAUCAUAUGCAAUAUUUGUUGUAGACCUGAAGGUAUAAGAUUUGAAUUUCAUGUCAUAAUUGUAAUGAUUUGCAUUUAUAUAAAGUUAUAUAUAUAUAUAUUGUUCCGGUUUGCAUAAUAACAUGCAAAUCAUUCAUGCUAAAAUUUAAUUAAUGGAUUGGAUUAUUGGUUAGGUCAUUUCUCCCCUGUUAAUUUUAUAUAUUUUAUUUGUCCCUAUCUGAAUUUCCAAACUUAUACUUUUAAUAUUGACACUUAACCGCAUGUCUAAUAACAACCUAUAUGUAUGUCUCUUCGUCUUAACAUUGCUAAUAUUCCGGUCUGAUUUUAUAAUUUACGUUUGACGAAGCAUUUUUACCAACCUGCAUUUGAAGUUGUACUAUGCUUAUAUUCAAUAUGUUAAAUACUUCCCAAAAAUCUAUUUAUAUUUAAUAAAACUCCAGUGUUACCACUAGGACCUCAAAAGGGCAUAAAGUAUAACUAAGAUUAAUUCGUUUAACUACCUGUGGGAAGAUGUGUCUCCUUGGAUGCCCUGGAUGUUUUUUUUUUUUUUUUUUAGUUUUAAAAAAAAAAUUGUUCACUAUUUUACAUAUGUAGUUGGUGUGUAUUAUUGCAUUAUGAGUGAAAAGAGAGAGCUUGUCAAUUUUAUCAAUACACUACAUUGUAAAUAACGAAAAUCAGAAAGUCGGAAUGACUAUCGUCACCUUUCGCCUUUCCUACGUUGUGCAUUUAGAUUCAUUGCUCAAAAUAGAAACCAAACAAACACGGACUAUUGUUCCAUUGUAGUCUUGAUAUUUCAGCACAUUUUAUAUAUUAAGUUAUAUAUAGAAUUCCAAAAUGUCAAUAUGUGAAUUAGAAAAAGAUAAUAAUUAAAAUUGAAAUGUGAUUAGUUGAUGAAUUUCACUUAAGACAUGCUUUACAAAUACUUAGCAAUAGGACAAGCUUUCUUCUCGCAAGUAAAGAUGAGUGACUCUUUUUGUUGGAAACAUAUUUUUGUGACAUUUGCAGUUUAUAUUGUAAUCAACGAUACAUGUUUUUCUAUGUAUGUAAAUAAUAUGUAAAACAUAUAUUGGACCUCGUUAACAUAUAUUGGACAUCGGAGGCCAUCAUCUAACACUAGAUAGAUUUUUUUUCUCACGGACAACGCUGGGUAGGCUGGACCAAUAGUUUCAUGUGGUUCCUGUUUAUCAGAACAAUUUCAUGACUGAACUAAAAAUAAAGCAUUUUUGCAAAUUUUUUUUCUUCUUUUUUAUUUUAUCGUUUUGUUUACCAUCGAAAUAUAUUUUUUAUCAGAAAUUAUUGAAGUAACAUAAGUGAAACAUAACACAAUUGUGACAUCUUUGAAUAAAAUCUACAAAGUACA
Messenger RNA from Pecten maximus, 3995 nucleotides. Its product is annotated as sodium- and chloride-dependent glycine transporter 1-like. The record is from RefSeq and is a predicted model, not a curated record. The transcript is spliced from 15 exons. Bases 72 to 2054 code for a protein of 660 amino acids. Gene Ontology annotation, biological process: sodium ion transmembrane transport. NCBI's taxonomy places the organism in Eukaryota, Metazoa, Mollusca, Bivalvia, Pectinida, Pectinidae. Gene Ontology annotation, cellular component: membrane.